Maudiozyma saulgeensis is the source of this 1323-nucleotide messenger RNA. The record is from the annotation of a GenBank genome assembly. NCBI's taxonomy places the organism in Eukaryota, Fungi, Ascomycota, Saccharomycetes, Saccharomycetales, Saccharomycetaceae.
AUGUCCGUUUUGAUGCCAAGGUUGUCGACCAACCUAUUCAAAAAUAGUGUUGUCUCUAAGACUAUUUUUACUCAAACCUCAAGAGUUACUAAAUCUUUUCUAUCUACUACAUCAGUAAACUAUGCUGCCGCAUUUGAUCGUUCCAAACCUCAUGUAAAUAUUGGUACUAUUGGUCACGUCGAUCACGGUAAGACUACCUUAACAGCUGCCAUUACCAAGACAUUAGCUAAACAUGGUGGUGCUAGUUUCCUAGAUUAUAAUGCUAUCGAUAAAGCACCAGAAGAAAGAGCUCGUGGUAUUACUAUCUCAACAGCUCAUGUUGAAUAUGAAACAGCUAAGAGACAUUAUUCUCAUGUGGAUUGUCCUGGCCAUGCUGAUUAUAUUAAGAAUAUGAUUACCGGUGCUGCUCAAAUGGAUGGUGCUAUUAUUGUUGUUGCUGCUACAGAUGGUCAAAUGCCUCAAACUAGAGAACAUUUAUUACUAGCUAGACAAGUUGGUGUUCAAAAAGUUGUUGUUUUUGUUAAUAAAGUUGAUACUAUUGAUGAUCCAGAAAUGUUAGAAUUAGUUGAAAUGGAAAUGAGAGAAUUAUUAUCCGAAUAUGGUUUUGAUGGUGAAAAUGCUCCAAUUAUUAUGGGUUCAGCUUUAUGCGCUUUAGAAGAUCGUCAACCUGAAAUUGGGGAAAAAGCUAUUAUGAAAUUAUUAGAUGCUGUUGAUGAAUACAUUCCAACUCCUGAAAGAGAUCUUGCUAAACCAUUCUUAAUGCCUGUUGAAGAUAUCUUUUCUAUCUCUGGUAGAGGUACCGUUGUUACAGGUCGUGUUGAAAGAGGUCAUUUAAAGAAGGGUGAAGAAUUAGAAAUUGUUGGUUUCAACAAAGUUCCAUUAAAGACUACUGUUACUGGUAUUGAAAUGUUUAGAAAAGAAUUAGAUGAAGCUAUGGCUGGUGAUAAUGCAGGUGUCUUAUUAAGAGGUAUUAGAAGAGAUCAAGUUAAGAGAGGUAUGGUUAUGGCUAAACCAGGUACAGUUAAUGCUCAUACUAAGAUCCUUGCCUCUUUCUAUAUCUUAACUAAAGAAGAAGGUGGUAGACAUUCUGGUUUCGGUGAAAACUACAGACCACAAAUGUUCAUUAGAACUGCCGACGUUACUGUUGUAAUGAAAUUCCCACCAGAAGUCGAAGAUCAUUCCAAACAAAUCAUGCCAGGUGACAAUGUUGAAAUGGAAUGUGAAUUGAUCCACCCUACCCCACUAGAAGUCGGUCAACGUUUCAAUAUUAGAGAAGGUGGUAAGACUGUUGGUACUGGUCUAGUCACUAGAAUCAUCGAGUAG